Miscanthus lutarioriparius is the source of this 420-nucleotide messenger RNA. Lineage: Eukaryota; Viridiplantae; Streptophyta; Magnoliopsida; Poales; Poaceae. The record is from the annotation of a GenBank genome assembly.
AUGGGAGGCUGCUCCUCUGUAUGGGACGGGACUCUGUCUCCGGACAGCUUCAACACCUCCGCGGCGGCGCUGGUCAAGAGGUGGAAGGAGAUCGAGGUCGACGAUUCCCUUCCUGAGUGGACAUGGAAGCCGUGCAGCAAAUCGGGGAUGCUGUCGGAGGUAGAGGGGUAUCUAGCCCUGGAAAGAGUGUACCGCAGUUGUGGAAGAAGCCAGGAGCAGAUUGAGGAGUUGGAAAAGUUCGAUGAUGCAGGGGAUGUAGCUUGGGUCGAGAACUCUAGUGACAAUGUUCAUGUUUAUGAUUUCCAUGUUGUCUACAGCUUCUCCUACAAAGUCCCAGUGCUAUACUUUCGGGGUUAUCACACUAGAGCAUCCCCAUCUAAGCAAGCCGUGGUUGACCCUGCACCCCUGUGCAACCAGUGA